CCCACAACAGAAGUCGGUGAAACUUCGUUCAUGCCGCCAGCGCGUCGAAGAAACCGGCAGGUUUAACAAUGGAUUUGCUGUAUGGUCCACUGGGCUUGGGUGUAGCAGCUGGACUGGGCUGUGGGCUCUUCCUUGGUUGGCACCUUCGCGCUCGCUUCGGCCCAACGUCCAAAACCCUGAUGGCAGCGAUGGGGAAUGGCGCCGGUGAAGCAAGCGUGAUGGGAGAAGGUGGCGAGUUCAAGAUGAUACUGGUAGUCCGAAAUGACCUGAAGAUGGGCAAAGGGAAAGUCGCUGCCCAGUGCUCCCAUGCCGCUGUAUCUGCUUACAAACAGGUUCAGCGCAGGAACCCUGAGCUUCUCAAACAGUGGGAGUACUGCGGCCAGCCCAAGGUGGUGGUGAAGGCCCCCAAUGAGGACACCCUCAUUGAUCUGCUGGGUCAUGCCAAAGAAGUGGGGCUUCCUGUCAGCCUGAUUCAGGACGCAGGAAGGACACAAAUAGCACCGGGAUCACGCACCGUGCUGGGUAUUGGUCCAGGCCCAGCUGAUCUGAUUGACAGAGUCACUGGAGAUUUGAAGCUCUAUUAGAGUUCCAGCCUGCAUCUGUAGGACUUGAAUACAGUUUUUGUUGUUAAAACUGUCUACAAUAUAAAUUGUUUUUGGGCUACCAUGAGUUUAUAUUUUUAUACUACGAUUGACUCAAUUACAUGUUAUGUACUUGAUGUGCGUUACUUUACUGUGGUAGUUAUGACAGUGGCACCGCAACACACCGCAAACUCUGUUCUUGAGUCCCCCACACCAACCAGUCUGCUGAGGCCUGUGUCUGUAGACACGCUCCGGGGAAACAUAGCCAUUACUGAUCUCAUUAGAAUUACAACACUGUAAAAUAACGAUAGAGCUCUUCUCAGACGUUUUGACUCGUCAUAGCAGGAAAAGUACAUUAACACCUUAGUUCCACUAAAUGCCCCAGUAAGGAAUGACAGUGAGCCAGCAUGCAAAAAAGCAGUACCUUGGAAUUGGUUAAUGAGUGGAAUGCCACUGUUAUUGAUGUCAUAGAUUAUGCCUGUGCUUUUCCUGCUGCGAGGUUCAUACUGCCUGUGGUCCUAAAAUGAUGUUCUCCUAAUAAAGGAAAUUCAAUUGGAUGUCAUUUGGAUUUUAUGAAACAAUGACAUAUCUUGAAUAUUUUUCCUCACCUUUAAAUGCCACAUUAGUCAAAUUUUCUGAAAGAAUAAGAAUGCCAUCUACUCAGCUAUCAUAUUCACAUAAAUGUUGUGUGUGCAUUUACCUUUAUCUUCUGAAAGAAACACAGUCACAAUCUUCGAGCUGUUU
Chelmon rostratus (copperband butterflyfish) is the source of this 1325-nucleotide messenger RNA. It is a transcript of the gene ptrh2, whose product is annotated as peptidyl-tRNA hydrolase 2. Gene Ontology annotation, molecular function: peptidyl-tRNA hydrolase activity. The coding region runs from base 69 to 584 and encodes 171 amino acids. The record is from RefSeq and is a predicted model, not a curated record. Gene Ontology annotation, biological process: negative regulation of anoikis; positive regulation of anoikis. The transcript is spliced from 2 exons. NCBI's taxonomy places the organism in Eukaryota, Metazoa, Chordata, Actinopteri, Chaetodontiformes, Chaetodontidae. Gene Ontology annotation, cellular component: cytosol; mitochondrion.